UGACCGCAGUUUCUCCAUCCCGCUCUCAUUGGAACUGCAUUGAACUCCUCCAACACACACUCUCUCUCUUCUCUCUCUCUCUCUCUCUCUCUCUCUCUCUCUCUCUCUCUCUCUCCCUCAUCUCAUUGUUUCAGAGGAGGCCAAAUUGGAAGUCCUUUCCAGGGAGUGGCCUGUUCAUCUUAUUUUCCAGCCAACGAGGGAACGGCGUGAGGAGAAACGACACAUUCGGUCGCCAAAGGACUCCGUGGAAGGAGAGGACCAUCAGACAAAAUGCUGCACUCGGGACCCAGGAUGUUGCUGUUCAUCACUGCCUUCAUCAUCCCUGCAGAAUGGACGCCCCUAGGGGUCAGUGGUCAACGAGGAGACAAUGAUGCAACUACACCAACUCCCGAAGUAUUCACAGAAGAUCCUAAUCUGGUGAAUGAUCCUGCAACCGAUGAAACGGUUCUGGCUGAUAUCGAGCCUUCCACAGAUGACCUGGCAGCACUGGACAGAAAUGCCACUGGAGACUGUCGGGAUGAGAAAUUCGCUUGCACGCGACUCUACUCUGUGCAUCGACCAAUCAAGCAAUGUAUUCACCCACAGUUAUGCUUCACCAGUUUGCGCCGGAUGUACAUCAUCAACAAGGAGAUCUGUUCCCGGCUGGUGUGCAAAGAACACGAGGAGAUGAAAGAUGAGUUGUGCCGCCAGAUGGCUGGUCUCCCACCCCGAAGACUCCGGCGCUCCAACUACUUCCGACUUCCGCCCUGCGAAGAUGUGGAUUUGCAGAGACCCGGGAGUCUGUGAUCAAAGAAGAAUCAAGGAAAGCUGUAUGGGUGGGAGGAAGAGAAGGUUCUGGGCCUGUCUCUUCCUGUAGGCAUGAAUAGUUUCUUCACCCUGUCUCGCUUUGGCCUCUACUCCCAAUCUUUUGACCCAGAGUCUAUCUUAGCGUUGGGUUUUGGUGCUUCCCAGGAUCCUAGAUUGAUUAGACUCAGGGCUUCUUAGCAAACACUCCCCUUGCCAUUUCAAUAGAAUACAUUUUUAGAUAGCAUUUACUCGUUCUUAUUUUUCUUUUUUGGCUUUUGAGGUCACACCCAGCGAUACUCGGGGGUCCCUCCAAGCUCUGCACUCAGGAAUUACUCCUGGCAGUGCUCAGGAACCCUAUGGGAUGCUGGGGAUCGAACCCGGGUUGGCUGCAUGCAAGGCAAAAUGCCUUACCUGCGGUACUAUUAUCACACCCGGCAUUAUUUACUCUUAAAUCUGUUGAUACCGAUUCUUACGCCUCUUUUGACUCAUCCCCUUUCAUCUUCACGGGCCUCUUGACUCAGAAUUGUUUUUGUUGGAUUUUCUGAACAUCUGCCUGGCUGCUCUAUUCCUCUUUCUCUCCCCCCCCCCCCCCCCAGUGAGAACCGUCAUUCUUUUUUGUAGUCCUAGAAAAUCCAAUCUAUUGUGUGUGGGGGAGGGGGGCAGUAUUCGACCUCCAACUGGCAAAAUCUUUUAAAGCCAAGUACAAGUUAAGACAGUCCUCUUGGCAAGCCAAAAUAUUUUCUGCUAAACCCAGAAUCUGUAGUUAACCAGAGAGGAAAAGGCCAAAUAAAGAACUUAU
Molecule: messenger RNA, 1585 nt
Organism: Sorex fumeus (smoky shrew)
Lineage: Eukaryota; Metazoa; Chordata; Mammalia; Eulipotyphla; Soricidae
Gene: MFAP5
Product: microfibril associated protein 5
Exons: 10
Coding region: 271-786 (171 amino acids)
Biological process (GO): embryonic eye morphogenesis
Cellular component (GO): microfibril
Source: RefSeq, a predicted model, not a curated record